Messenger RNA from Linum trigynum, 2137 nucleotides. The record is from the annotation of a GenBank genome assembly. NCBI's taxonomy places the organism in Eukaryota, Viridiplantae, Streptophyta, Magnoliopsida, Malpighiales, Linaceae.
CACAAAAUGUAUGUUAAACAUAACAAAGUGUAAACGAUUAGGAAAAUUAGGUUUAAGAAGCGACGUAUAUGUCUUUUUUUUUUAUGGGGAAUUGUAGAUGUAUAUGUCUUCAUUGAAUCACAAACGUGAAUUUAAGGAGUUUAGAAUUGUAUUAUUUUGGUAUUUUGAUAGAGAAUGAAUGACAGAUGAAUCUAUUAACUUGUAAUUGAAGGACCAAAUAGACCGCUAACAUUCUAGUUGUUAUUAGGGUAACAACUUGUAAUGGCGCCAUCUGCCCAUUCCAGAUUUCCAGUUCAGAAGAAUUAUCUUUUUCCGCUAAAGUGGGACUCAGCCCUCAGGCGAUACCAUUUCCUCUGUUCCUCAUUUCGGCGUUCACAGUGGAAAGAAAACAACGAUGCUCGUCUCGCCGCGCUCUGUUGUUCCUCCGCAAUCCUCGCCGUUUUUCUCUUCCUCCUCCUUCAAUCGGAACCCUAGGCGAUUUCGUCCGGAGUUCCUCGCCAGAUUCCUCUCAGCUCGUUGCUGCUCGACUUCCGCCUCCUCCCCCGGCGAGAACGCGACUCCGCGGAGCAAUUACGCCGGCACGAGAUUGGACGAGACCGUCGAGACUGGUUCCGGAAAGCUCCGGCUCGAUUCCUGGAUCUCUACUCGGAUUUCCGGAAUCAGUAGAGCUCGCGUCCAGUCCAGUAUCAAGACCGGUCUCGUCAGCGUCAAUGGCAAGGUCGUCGAUAAGGCUUCGUAUAACGUUAGAGGCGGAGAUGAGAUCCGCUGCACAAUCUCGGAGCUCCAGCCGCUGAGAGCUCAGCCGGAGAACAUACCGUUGGAUAUAGUUUACGAAGACGAACACGUUCUCGUUGUUAAUAAACCUGCAGAUAUGGUCGUUCAUCCGGCGCCUGGAAAUCCUACGGGAACGCUCGUGAACGGGAUUCUUCACCACUGCAGUCUUCCAGGACUCGCGUCUUCAAAUCAGGAAAUUAUCACAGAUCUAGAGGAUCUUUCCGAUGAUGAAGAUCUAGCUUCCAGCUCGAAUGCAGCAUCUAUUCGGCCUGGAAUCGUGCAUAGAUUGGACAAAGGCACCAGUGGAUUACUUGUAGUCGCUAAGGACGAACAUUCGCAUGCUCACUUGUCUGAACAAUUCAAGCAACGUACCAUCAGAAGAGUGUACUUGAGUCUUACUGCCGGUGUCCCUUCACCGGUAUCUGGACGAGUAGACGUUCCAAUUGGCCGUGAUGUCCAUAACAGGAUUCGCAUGGCUGCUAUCACUGGACCAAUGGCCAGAGGGAAGGCCCGUCAUGCUGCUAGUAGGUAUAAGGUGAUCGAUACUCUUGCUGGUGGUGGUUCAGCAUUAGUUGAGUGGAAACUAGAAACUGGGCGUACUCACCAGAUUCGUGCACAUGCCAAAUAUAUCGGAUGCCCAUUGCUAGGUGACGAAGUCUAUGGAGCGACCAGAAGCAUGGCUCUGUCGCUGCUUCAACCCAAACUAUCUCCAAGCUACCAUGGUCGACUUCUAGAGUUGCUUUCGGAGUUAGAUAGGCCUUGCCUGCAUGCUUUCUCCCUUGGGUUUAACCAUCCACGUACAGGGAAAGAAAUACAUUUCUCAUGCCCUCCUCCCCCUGAUUUUGAGAAGAUGCUAAUCCAGCUCCGUAAAAUGAGCACAGAGACGAAAAAGGUGAUGACUGCAUCAUGAGGUUCAGACAUUAUGCCAGAGCUAGUGGGGCAAAAUCAAUCAAUACCAGGUCAUUGAACACGUUUUCAGAGUCAUCGACAUGGAACUGCUAGAGUACCUUCUAUGAGGUCGGUCUCUACAGAGGUAAGAGCGAUAUAGCUUUCUCUUGCCACUUGGCUUUGUUCGUUUAAUUUGUUUUCAUCAAAAUCGUUAUCACAAUCACCAGGUUUUUAAAUUUAAACAUAUGCACCCGUGGAAACAGGCGAAAAAGAAUUGCUCUAGUCCUUAUUCCUUAGUUUGAUGGAUAGAGUGAUAGAGGGUCUAAAAGAUGGAUGGAAAAAUAAGCUGCCUGCUUAAUCCCUCCUCUUCCCUCUUCACUUCAUAUGAAACUAUGCUGCCUCAUGUUCAGAAAGGUGGACGGAAUUAAUUAAUUUAUUAUAAUUUUUUUAUGGGCAAUAUAAUAUUUUUUAUUAA